GUGAAAGGGGAUGAAUGAAGUCAAAGUGGGCAAAGGGGGAGGCGGUCAGAACGUGUAGUAGCAGCUGGCUGCCGGUGGCUAAAAAGAUACGCGUCGGAUGCUGAUGAAGCACAUGGAUCAGAUUCUCGAAACUUAAUCACUACAAUUAUCAUCACAUUUUCUUUUUUUAUUUGAAACUUUGGAAAUCAAAUCAUUUGCAGACUGUUGUGAACACGGAAGGCUAGAUUUCCCUGUUGAUGGAAAUGCCACAAAAUUCGAGGGGAGAAAACACCUUCAUUUCAACCCAGCCAUUUGUCUUUACCAGUGUCCCCACUCCAAUUGAGAAUGGAUCUGGCACAAAAGAGCUAUGUCACACACCCUUGAGCAAUGGCACUUUACUUUCCAAUGCAAACAGCCCUUUAGACUCUUGCAUCCAGCCCCUCUGCAAUGCCACAUCAGGGAAAUCUAGUCCUUGCAGUGAAGAAGUCAAGUAUGUGUCUGCGGACAGAGAAAACAUUGCCUGUGGCUGGGGGGCUUUCGCUCCUGACUGUUUACAGUUUUUCAAUACACCCAAAGGAAUCCUCUUUUUCCUCUGUAUGGCCUCCUUUCUGCAGGGGAUGACAGUGAAUGGCUUCAUCAACACAGUCAUCACCUCCAUAGAACGUCGCUAUGAUCUCCACAGUUACCAGAGUGGGCUUAUUGCUAGUUCCUAUGACAUAGCGGCUUGUGCCUGCCUGACCUUUGUCAGCUACUUUGGAGGCACUGGACACAAACCCAGGUGGCUUGGGUGGGGGGUUUUGGUAAUGGGCCUUGGCUCCAUUGUGUUUGCUUUGCCUCAGUUUACCACUGGUCAUUAUGAAGUAAACUUCUCAGAAGAGUUUGGAAUAUGUGGCUCAAAUCAAAAUGUAUCCUGUACAGAAAGGUCCUCAGGCCUGUCCAACUACAGAUUUGUCUUUAUGCUUGGGCAAUUCCUUCAUGGGAUUGGUGCAACACCACUGUACACUCUGGGAGUGACCUAUCUAGAUGAAAAUGUCAAGUCAAACUACUCUCCAGUCUAUAUUGCAAUUUUUUAUACAGCUGCAAUUCUUGGUCCUGCAGCAGGUUAUCUGAUUGGAGGAGCACUGCUGAACAUUUACACAGAAAUUGGCAGAACGACUGAACUAACUACCGAAAACCCUCUGUGGGUUGGAGCCUGGUGGAUUGGGUUCCUGGGGGCUGGAGCAUCUGCCUUCCUCAUCUCUAUUCCCAUCCUUGGCUAUCCUCGUCAACUGCCAGGAUCACAGCGCUAUGUGGUAAUGAGGGUAUCUGAAACUCAUCAGUUAAAGGAUGGGAGCCAUAAGACAGCAUCUAAUCCAGACUUUGGGAAAACGGUCAAAGAUCUGCCUCUCUCAAUCUGGCUGCUCCUGCAGAACCCCACGUUCAUCCUCCUCUGCUUAGCUGGGGCAACAGAGGCUACCCUCAUUGCUGGCAUGUCAACUUUUGGACCCAAGUUCCUUGAAUCACAGUUCAGUUUGAGUGCUUCUGAAGCUGCUACCUUAUUCGGUUACCUGGUGGUGCCAGCAGGAGGAGGAGGUACGUUCCUGGGUGGAUUCUUCGUGAACAAAUUUAAGCUCCGCUGCUCAGGGAUUAUCAAGUUCUGCCUUUUUUGCACAGUGACAAGCCUUUUAGCCACAUGCAUAUUUUUCAUGCACUGUCCAAACAUGCCUGUGGCCGGAGUGACAUUUAAAUAUAAUGAGAGUGACUUGCCAGAAGGCACUCUACAACUGUUGGCUUCCUGCAAUGAGAACUGUGGGUGUCUGAGGGAGAUCUACAGUCCUGUGUGUGGUUCAGACAAUGUGACAUACUAUUCUCCCUGCCAUGCUGGGUGCUCUACAGUGUCUAGAUCUCCAGAAGGGGGCAAGAAGGUUUACCAUGACUGUAACUGUGCUCGUCAGCAUUCCCACUCUGGUUUGAGUCAUGCUACAGCAGGGAAAUGUACUUCAUCUUGUGAGACAAAGUCCCUUCUUCUGGUUUUCAUAUUCAUUGUAAUUUUAUUUACAUUCCUAAGCAGCAUUCCUGCUUUAACUGCAACUUUACGGUGUGUCUCUGACCGGCAGAGAUCCUUUGCACUAGGAAUUCAGUGGAUUGUAGUUCGCACUCUAGGUGGAAUUCCUGGCCCAAUUGCCUUUGGCUGGGUGAUUGACAAAGCUUGCUUACUCUGGCAGGACCAAUGUGGAGAUCAGGGAUCCUGCUAUAUUUAUCAAAAUUCUGCCAUGAGCCACUACACCCUCAUUGCUGGAAUUGUUUACAAGGUGCUUGGGAUCAUUUUUUUUGGCUCAGCCUGUUUGCUGUAUAAGCCACCAAGAGGGUCCCCAGACUCCCCAGCAGCCUCCCCUCCCAGCAGUUCAAGUGCUUCUGAAAACAUCACUGACCUCCAAGAGCAGGGCUCUGUCCUACAGACCCAGGAUAGUGUCUAGACAUCACGCUGUAUCACAUCGGACCCCAUAUUGCACUGUAUUGCUGAAGUCCCCAUUUAAUUUCAUCACUUACAUUACAACUGUACCCAAUGGCUUCAAUUUUUAUCAGAAGGGCUAACUAUACAUUUAUUUGUUAUUAAUAGAACUGACAGAACAUUCUCAUGUGAUCCACUCCAUCUUGACCUUUUAAAAAGCACAUAUUGGAUUUUGUGUUUGAGAGUAACCAGAGGACUUGAGACAGCCUGAUGGAUUAAGUUUUGAUUUCCUCAGUGAAGAAAAGUAGACACGUUCUAGUCACAUUCAGACACUGGUCCUGGACAUAGGAGAAAAGCAUGGAGUUUUUCUGUCCUGUCCCGUUCUCCUCAUAAGUAAAGGUGGCAGCAGAAAAAAGAGAUUAAACAGAGGAGACAGGAAGGAAACAACCUCCUAGAUUUUACUGGAAGGCAGGAGGGGCCUGUCUGAAUCCACCACUACAUCACCAUGCAGGACUUCCUGGUUGCUAGUCAGUGUGUGUCAUAAAUGGACUUCUAUUUGACCUGCGGAGCUGAGGGCUCAGCCACAUCAGCACCAGGUCUGUCAGAGCACACCUUGGUCGUCCUGAUGUUCUGUCACUGCCAAAGCCUCUGAUCCGUACCUUUUCCUGAACUCCUUUGGUUCCUUAACUGUGGUUUCUAUUUAGUGUACUUUAUUUGACACAGGUGGUCUUGAAAGACAUCUAAGGAUCCACUUGAAUGCAUUGAAAGCUUUAAAAAAAUAUAAGACACAAAACAAGGAUCUAUGCAAUUUUAGAUUAGCUUUUUAAAAAAAGCUAUCAAAUGGCUAAGUUUGUCUGAGAGUAUCUGUGUAUUUUGGAAUUUGUUGGAGUAUUUUUUUUUGGAGGGAAGGGGGAAAUUAGUUUAAUGGUUUCCUCCGAGGCUUCCUGGUAUGUGAACUUUUAAAAAAAAUUGUGCUGUAUUUUUUAUUGAAUGUUAUUGAUGAAUGUUAAAAUUAUUAUUCUUUCUUGGAGAAAACUACUGAUGAGCUAUCUAUCUAGUAAGAAGAUAGAGCCAAACCUUGCUUUCUUUUUCUUUCUGAGCCUCAGAUUGCACACAUAAGCACAAUUUGUAUUUAUUUGGAAAGAUGUUGCCCAUCGGACUUCAAACCUAAGUGUGAGAAAGGAAACUUUUCUACUUGUAAUUAGACCCUCUGAAGGCCUUUUUGAAAGUCAGACUAUUGAAUCAGAUAACCUUCUAUCAUGACCUUGGUUGUCUUCAUAGAUUGCCUGUCCUUUGGUUUUAUAUUUUGUGAUCUGACAAAGAAAAGUAUAAGAACAUUUAAACUGUAGUACCAUGAAAAAAUGAUUUUCCUUUGAAUAUCCUUUUUUCCCCUUUUUGCUAGCUAUUACAAUGAGAACUGUUCUGUAACCACAUUGCACCCACUUAAGCACUUGCUGGGGCUCCCCAUGUUCAUUGGCCAUUUAAAAUCUGAAGUCACUUUUUGACUGGACCUUUGAGAUGGGGGUCAUUCACACAGAUAAAAUGGAACUUGUUUUAAAUAAAUAUUUAUGAAACUGCAGCUUUUAGGCCUAAUAAUUAGUAUAUUGAAUAUCUGAUUCAACUAGAUGCACAGAUGUGAAGCUUGUGAUAUGUGCUAGUAUGAAAUCAGGAACUUAAACUUUAAAAAAAAUUGUAUAUAUUUACUAUGUCCUAGUGAAAUUGUAUAUAUGUACAUAUACUGUAUUUUUAAUAUUUAAAAAUUGCCACAUCCCCCGUAACAAAGGCUUAUAUUUCUAUGAAUUCUAAAUCAAAUAGUUUUUAAUAAAGUCUUUGUAUAAACUUUAUUAGCUCUAAACUUGGUUAAAGGGCAAAGAGCACUUCUAACUUCAUGGGCAUCUCAUUGAAAAUGCCAAAUGACAUCUUAGUCUUUUUUGUUUCCCUGUGGUCCUCUGAAUGACAUUUUGCUUGCCUGAGGUCUGGUGAGUCCUAGGGACAUAAGGCCUUUGGGGUCAAGGGUAAAUGUGCUUCUGAUCAUAGCACAAAUACUUCCUGCUGGAUUAGGACCAGGCAGCAUAAUUGAAUGAAGUUACUAUGUUUAGGAAAGCCUGGACAAUAGUUGUCAGCCAUUUCCCUUCCUGAUAGACCUGGUAUUAGAGCUCUCUCUCUCUCUCUCUCUCUCUCUCUCUCUCUCUCUCUCUCUCUCUCUCUCUCUCUCUCUCUCUCUCUCUCUCUCUGUUUGUGUUUUGGGGAGAAAUAAACAAGCUAUACCCACUUCCAGCUUUAAAGGUAGUGUGUCAGUGUGACUCAAAAUCUACUGUGAGGGUGGGUGACAAGGUUAAAUUUAUUGACCCAUUCCCAGGAUGCAGUCUGCCAUGUCUCGGGAGUCCUGUAUGUCUGAUCAUGGAAUAUAUGUAAUUUCUAUUUAUGGAAGGAUGUUUUCAUGGAGAAGAAGUCAUGGAGCUUGGGGCUAUUUUCUCAGCAGUUAUUAACAUAUUGAGCUUUGAUACCUGUGAGAACAAAAAAGGUAGGGGCGGAAGGUGGAACAAUAACCUGAAACUCCUACUACAAAGGGCUUUGUCCUAAAGGGGCAUUUCCAUUGAGCACCUCUAGCUGCUGUCUGACUUUCCACUCUUUGAUAUCCUGAUCUGAAUUUUUGGAGGAGAAAUGAUCCUUUGGAAUUAGACUAAUGGGCCAGGGAUCAGAGGAGGGAAGAAGGAAGAAGGGUGUUAAUGCCAAGUUCACAAUAAACUUUUGAACCUGAAACAAAACCAUUGGAAUGGCAGAAGUCUGGAACCAGGAGCUUUGCAGAGAUCAGGACAUUGCACUUCCACUUGACCAUUCUUACAAGAUUGAGAGAAAAAUAAUAUGGAUGCUUUGAUGCACAGAAAUGUAAAUUUUUAAUAUUGACCCUAGAGAGCCAAUCCAAAUGUCUUGGUUAACUUGAUUUCGUAGCAGUCAAAUGUAUGAAAGUUCAUUUGUUUGUUUGUUUGAAUAAGCACAACCUUACAAAAUUGCUUUUUAGAGAAAGAAGAGCUCAUGGUAAAUCAGGGAGCACAAACUAAUAGUGUUUGAAGAAUUGCUUCCAUGGCUUCUCCAUAUAAAUGUCUGGUGUUCCCCAACCCACAACUAUGAACUUAUCAUCCUGAGACUGGAAUCACCAGGCUUUAGAGCUAUCAAUUCUUUCUUCAUGGCAGUCAGAGAGCAUGUUGACCGAUUUUCAUGCCCUCUCAGCUCCUGGACUGGGACUGGAUCUGAGUACUUGAAAAGUAUUAAAGGCAAAUGUCUUUAAAGCAGCGAUGUGUUUCUGUCCAUUGUGGUAAAAUAAAGUACAAAAAUUAAAUCUC
Molecule: messenger RNA, 5754 nt
Organism: Monodelphis domestica (gray short-tailed opossum)
Lineage: Eukaryota; Metazoa; Chordata; Mammalia; Didelphimorphia; Didelphidae
Gene: SLCO4A1
Product: solute carrier organic anion transporter family member 4A1
Biological process (GO): sodium-independent organic anion transport; transmembrane transport
Cellular component (GO): basolateral plasma membrane
Molecular function (GO): protein binding; thyroid hormone transmembrane transporter activity
Source: RefSeq, a predicted model, not a curated record